Molecule: messenger RNA, 1545 nt
Organism: Nicotiana attenuata
Lineage: Eukaryota; Viridiplantae; Streptophyta; Magnoliopsida; Solanales; Solanaceae
Product: beta-amyrin 28-oxidase-like
Exons: 3
Coding region: 50-1486 (478 amino acids)
Biological process (GO): sterol metabolic process
Molecular function (GO): heme binding; monooxygenase activity; iron ion binding
Source: RefSeq, a predicted model, not a curated record
GUCAUUUGUCCUAUUUGCAAUCUUGCAUAUUAUUUAUUUGAUACACAAAAUGGACCUUUUUCUCCUCUCUUUUGCAAUUACACUUGCUAUUAUCAUAAAUUUUUUGUUCAAAUAUUUUCUUGCUAAACCUAAAGAAAAAAUCCCUUUAGCUCCAGGGACUUUUGGUUGGCCAAUUAUUGGAGAAACAAUUCAAUUCCUUAUGUCACUUUACUAUGGAUUAGUCCAUGAAUUUGUUCAAAAAAGAACCAAAAAAUACAAUUCCAAUGUCUUUAAAACUUCAUUACUUGGCCAAAAUGUGGCUAUAUUUUCAGGUCCAGCAGCUAAUAAAUUCAUUUUUACCAAUGGAAAUAAACUUCUUAUUGGUUAUAGACCUCCUUCUGUCCAAAAAUUAUUCCCUUCUACAUCAUUUGUUCCUAUAGAACAUGACACAAAAAGGGCACAAAAUGUCAUUAGUUAUUUUCUUAACUCAAAAAAUGUUGAAAAACUUAUUAGUACUAUGGACAAUAUGUCACAUUUUCACUUGGAAAAUCAUUGGAAAGGUAAACGUGAAGUGAUUGUGUAUGAUUUAGUGAAGUUAUUCACUUUCUCCCUUUCUAUCAGAGCGUUUAUGGGGAUCGUAGAUUCAGAUAAAAUCUUGUAUUUUUACGAAAAAUUCAAGAUUUUUACGCGAGGUCUUUUGGCAAUGGACAUAAAUUUUCCUGGCACAACAUUUUACAAGGCAAUGAAAGCUGGGAUUGAAUUAAGGAAAGAAAUGAAGUCUAUUAUUGAACAAAGAAGAGAAAAAUUGCAAGAAAAUCCAAAUAUUCCAAAGGUUGAUGUGUUAACACAAUUGUUAGAUGAACAAGAUGGAGAUGGAAAUUACAUGAGUGAAGUUGAAAUAGUUGAUAAAGUUUUUGGAUUUAUUAUUGGUAGUUAUGAUACUACUGCUAUAACUAUUACUUUGACCAUGAAAUACCUUCAAGAGAAGCCUGAGUUCUUCAAUGAAAUAAUGGAAGAGCAAAAUGAGAUAUCAAGGCAGAUGAAGCCAAGGAAAGUGCUAUGUUGGGAUGAUAUUCAGAAAAUGAGGAAAACUUGGAGCUUUGUGAAUGAAGUGUUAAGAAACAAACCAGUUGUUCAAGGCAUUUUCAGAGAAGCCAUAGAGGACAUCACUUAUGAAGACUUUGUCAUACCAAAAGGAUGGAAGAUAUAUUUGAGUUUUGGAGCAACACAAAAGAACAGUGAAUAUUUUCCAAACCCUAACAAGUUUGAUCCUUCAAUAUUUGAAGGAAAUGGACAGCUAGUUCCUUAUACAUCUGUUCCUUUUGGUGGAGGACAUAGAAUAUGUCCUGGAAAAGAAUUUGCAAGAUUAUUGAUUCUUGUUUUCCUUCAUAAUUUACUUAAAAAAUUUAGGUGGAAAGCUAAGGUUCCUUCAGAAAAGAUAUUGUACCCUUUUUUCCUACUUGCCAUCCCAACAGAUAGAUAUCCCGUUACCCUUUAUAAUCUGUAAUUUUUAAUUUUUUUUAAUUUUAUUAUUAUGUGAAAGGAUAUUGUAACCCUAAGCUAAGU